CACAUCUUAUCAUCUUCCUUCGGUGCUGUGAUGGAGCAGCCGGUUCACUUUCCUAUGGGAGCUGAGGAGGACCAUUUUUGCGUCAAACUACCAGUAAACAGAAAACGUACGCGCCUUCAUAUUAUGAGAUGAAGGUAAAUGGGAUUGUUUUACACCACCUUCCUUUUCCUUCCUCACGCCACUUCAGCCUGAGGACGACGCUGCAGACACACAAAGUUUGUUGACCUUAUACGAUUCAUUUUUGGACAAGCUGGAUGUCCACGCGUGUCACAGACUCACAGAGGUGCUGCUUUAUCCCUGUUGCUGUUGUUACAUUCACUAACAGAGAUCAUCAUCUACUGAACUCCUGCAUUCUCCAGCGAUGGGGUACAUGCAGAAGAUGAGGUGUAUUUUAAAAUGUGUGCUCUGUGUUCCCAUUGCAUGUUCUGUUUUCUACUUCAUGUCUUGGUCUUUGAGACUUUUACCAGACUUCAAACACAUGGAUAAAUGCUCCUUCAAAAUGGCAAAGAUGCUGAUUUUGGACAACAGUGUGGAUGGCAGCCUCAAUCUUGGGGCCAGAGAUGAUGUGCAAACAUGCACAACAUGGAAAGCUCCCAUCAUCUGGGAGGGGAUGUUCAACCCUGAGAUUUAUGACCAGAGCCACAAGGCAGCAGGGUCCUCUGUGGCUUUAACAGUGUUUGCAGUUGGCAGGUACCUGGAUGCUUACCUUAAGAACUUCCUGAACUCCUCUCAGGAUCACUUUAUGGUGGGUUUACCUGUCACAUAUUACGUGUUCACAGACCAACCAGAAAAGAUGCCUGAUAUUAAGCUCGCUCCUCAGCGAACCAUGAAGGUCAUCAAAGUGGAGAGACACACCAGGUGGCAGGACAUCUCUAUGAUGCGAAUGAAGACCAUAGUAGAUAUCAUUGAGUCGGAUAUUCGCCACCAUUUCUCUCAUGUCUUCUGCUUUGAUGUGGAUCAGGUGUUCGCUGGGAGAUUUGGCUCAGAGGCUCUGGGAGACUCUGUGGCUCUCCUCCACGCCCACUUUUACCACCUUCCAAAGAAGAUGUUUACGUACGACCGCAACCCCAAGUCCAAGGCGUAUAUGGAAACUGGGGAUUAUUACUAUCAUGCUGCUGUCUUUGGAGGCUCGUGGAAGAGUGUGAAGGCGUUGGCCAAGGCCUGCUAUCAAGGCAUCAUGGAGGAUAAACAAAACAAUGUGGAGGCUCUGUGGCAUGAUGAGAGUCAUCUCAACAAAUACCUGUGGCUUCACAAACCCAGUAGGGUGCUCUCUCCAGAGUAUUGCUGGGACCCCAGUAUCGGCUCUAAAAGGGAUAUACGAGUCACUAGGCUACUGUGGGAACCAAAACAGUAUGAGAAGCUACGCAGUCCCUAAUGUGCUGUUGGAUAAAAGAACAAAAUCUCCUGCUUUAUUUGAUGGGACACCUGUUGACUUCAUUUAAAGAGAAACAGGAUUCUUUUCCUCCUAUUGGCAUGUUUACAUUUCAUUCAUAUGUCAUCUGACAUCAAAUCAAUUCAGGUAAACAUUAAACAAACUCAUAUUAAACUGAUUGUUCCUGCACCUGCCUGGUGACAAGUUCAAUUGAUAAAUGAAGACUGACAUAACUGAGCUGAUGAGUGUCAAGACAGCUAGCAGCAGCCUGCUGUUAUUCAAAGCAGUUGGUGCUCAAUUUAGCAUAGCUUAUAUCAUUUAAAUGGGAGGGUUGUAUCAAAAUUCAACCACUGUGCAGUUUAAAUGCAGUAUGUAAAAUGCCACUACUGGGGGGCUUUCAACCAAAACAACAACACAAUAUAAUGAGUACAAACCAGUGCCCCCCAUCUCCGCCCAUCUCUGCUGUUUACUUCUUGUGUUGAAUUGAGGACUCUGUUCAGUUAAAAACAACACCUCAUAAGGUGUAUUUAUUAACCGAAAACCAAUGUAAAUUUCUCAGAAUGAAGAAACGUGCUCAAAGAAGCACUUCCCCAUUCACGCUGAAAGCAGUCUCAGAAUGCUCAUGUGCAAUGGGAGUGACUGUAGAGUGCAUUGUUGUAACAGUGGUGAAAACAAAUCCAUUAAAGAACUCAUGCCAAGUAAUUGCAUCUACAGAAGGUCUGCAGAUAUUCUCAGAUUUGGUCAAAAUCUACCAGGUCCAAAAGUUCUGAGUCCAUGAUUUUUGCCUCAUUGGCUUAUUUUAUGAAAGAAAAUAUGUUUUUUAAAAGAUGUUUUCUUUCUCUCUCUUCUUUCCCGAAACAAAAGACAAGUAUGUCAAACAACUUCAAAAUUCACUAUCCCUUUAAAUACUAACAAAACUGCUGGUAUUUUUAGUCUUGUUCAAGUAACCUAAUGUUGUGUUCACACCAGAUGCAGACGACCACCUAUUCACAUGCAUCUGAAUGUGCAAAUUUAGCAAAACUGCUUUUUUUUAUUUGUUCAAAUAACUUGCUCCACUUGUGUGUCAAAUCACGUUGUGCAAGUGCCCCCAAGACGUGAGAGGGGAGGGGUUUCCUUCUCCUAUUUGCACCCCACAUCUUCAGCAUUCAUGCCACCUAAGGCAAAUUUGCUUCUACUUGUGUCUUUACGUUGACUUUACAUUCAGUUAACUCACAUUAGUUGUUUUACUCACGUCCUGUGUGAACAAAACAUUAGAAUGUUAAAAUCUGAUAUGAAAAUAGCAUUGCCCCUUCUGGGCUGAAACCUCCUAUCUCCAUUUUAUAUGAGUUCCCUCUUUUUAACUUAUCAGAACUAUUCAUCACUCUCGACAUCUGACUUUGAGCUUAACAAAUUGUAAACUAGUGAAAAGUAUCAAAAGAGCUCGUACCUAAACCCAGUAACUCCUUUGGACAUGAGGUAUUUUAAGGCAGAGGUCAGUCUUCACAAGUUUUAUUGUCUUUAACUGUCUCUGGCUCUUGACCCAGUUUCUUUUGAACUGAAGAAGCCUUUUAGGGAAGAGAUGUCUUCAAAACCUCAAGAUCUGGAAAACUGUGACAUGGAUGAAUGAGAACCUACGCAGACAUCUUUUAUAAUGGUCACUGUACCAGAUUAGGUGACUUCAAUAGACUACAUGAAGAGACCCCAUCAAUCAAUACGACUGAUGUGGUGAUAUUGGAUAGAAGAGGGGCUGGGCUAUAUUAUAACCAGACAGAAGACUGUAAACAAACAUACAGUGUUUCAUAAGACUGUAUUUGUUUGGCUGCUAAGGUGUAACUCACCAACUGGUGCUGCUGUUACUUACACUGUAUAUCAACAGUAUUGGGCAUAAUGUCACCAGUGCAAAUUUAAUUUAUAUGCCAAUGACACUGUUAUUUAUUGCUCCGCUCCUACACAGCAUCAGGUUCUCUGUUGUUUACAGGAAGCCUUUGAUAUUGUACAAGAAACUCUGUGGGAAUUAAAACUAGUUCUGAAUCCUGACAAAACCAAAUUCAUGUUGUUUACAAACUCAAAGGGGAGCUGAACCUUCCUCAUAUCACUACGUCUCAGGUUGAUGUGAUUGAGUGUCAUCUUAUAAAUAUCUUGGAUUCUUGAAUGGUGACUUUAAGCUUCAUACUGAUCAACUUGUAAAGAAGUUAAAGUUGCGGCUGGGUUUUUAUUUCAGGAAUAAGUCUUGUUUUUCAUUUGAAGCAAAGAAAAAGACUUGUUUUUGCCACUUUUUUGCCUCUGAUUGAUUACACUGAUGUUCUGUACAUGCAUGCAUCUUCUCAAUGCCUUAAAUCUUUGGAGAUUGUGUACCAUGGGGCGCUAAGGUUUAUGACAAACCUUGAGUCCUUAAGUCAUCAUUGGACUCUGUAUGAUCGAGUUGGUUGGCCUUCUUUGACCAUGCACAGUCACAAAAUUUA
This is a messenger RNA of Cheilinus undulatus (humphead wrasse), 3813 nucleotides long. Its product is annotated as N-acetyllactosaminide alpha-1,3-galactosyltransferase-like. Bases 362 to 1375 code for a protein of 337 amino acids. Gene Ontology annotation, molecular function: hexosyltransferase activity. Gene Ontology annotation, biological process: carbohydrate metabolic process. The transcript is spliced from 6 exons. Lineage: Eukaryota; Metazoa; Chordata; Actinopteri; Labriformes; Labridae. Gene Ontology annotation, cellular component: membrane; vesicle; Golgi apparatus. The record is from RefSeq and is a predicted model, not a curated record.